Gadus macrocephalus (Pacific cod) is the source of this 3015-nucleotide messenger RNA. RefSeq names its product transmembrane protease serine 9-like. The transcript is spliced from 14 exons. The coding region runs from base 88 to 2625 and encodes 845 amino acids. NCBI's taxonomy places the organism in Eukaryota, Metazoa, Chordata, Actinopteri, Gadiformes, Gadidae. Gene Ontology annotation, molecular function: serine-type endopeptidase activity. Gene Ontology annotation, biological process: proteolysis. The record is from RefSeq and is a predicted model, not a curated record.
UGUGCUGUGGCAUUCGAGUGACAAGCAAAGGGGAGGAGAAAAUGGUUUUAAAAGGCUCAACUGAAUUGAGGACUUGAAACUGUUGGGAUGGCUGGACUCAAGGCGCUAUGGGUGGCGGUGCUACUGCUGGUGGUGCAUGAGGUGUCCUCACAGCUAAAUGUGUGUGGUCGGGCUCCACUCAACACCAAGAUCGUUGGAGGAGUGGAUGCUGCUCCGGGCACCUGGCCCUGGCAGGCCAGUUUGCAGAGGUCGGGCCCCUUCUGUGGGGGGUCUCUGAUCAACAAUCUGUGGGUGCUGACCGCUGCCCACUGCUUCACCACAACUGACACGACAGGUUUCACGGUCUUCCUGGGCCGUCAGGACCAGGCGGGCAGCAACCCCAACGAGGUGUCCCGGACCAUCUCCAGGAUUGUCUGUCACCCCGAUUACAGUGGGUCCACCAACGACAACGACAUCUGCCUGCUGCAGCUCUCCUCGGCAGUCACCUUCACAGACUACAUCGCGCCCGUCUGCCUGGCCGCGGACGGAAGCACUUUCAACAGCGGCAUCAUCAACUGGGUCACUGGCUGGGGCACCACCUCGUUUGGAGGUUCAGCCGCGGACAUCCUCCAGGAAGUGGACCUGCCCAUAGUGGGCAACAGGGAGUGUAACUGUAGCUAUGGCAUAAUCACCAACAACAUGAUCUGCGCUGGAUUGUCGGCUGGAGGGAAGGACUCGUGUCAGGGUGACUCUGGUGGUCCUCUUGUAGGCAAACAGGGUGUGCAGUGGGUCCAGUCGGGAGUGGUGAGCUUUGGUAAAGGAUGUGCCUUGCCCAACUUCCCUGGAGUAUACGCCAGAGUAUCCGAAUAUCAGGAUUGGAUCAACGGUAUCAUCACCACCAACCAGCCCGGCUUCGUUGACUUCCAAUCAGCGGGAAUCAACAGCGACGCCACCUUCAACUGUGGCGACCCUCCAUCCGGCCCAGUCACCGCCUCACCGACCGCCCCCGCACUAUGUGGUCGGGCUCCUCUCAACACCAAGAUCGUUGGAGGAGUGGAUGCUGCUCCGGGCACCUGGCCCUGGCAGGCCAGUUUGCAGAGGUUGGGCCCCUUCUGUGGGGGGUCCCUGAUCAACAAUCUGUGGGUGCUGACCGCCGCCCACUGCUUCCCCGAAACUGACACGACAGGUUUCACGGUCUUCCUGGGCCGUCAGGACCAGGCGGGCAGCAACCCCAACGAGGUGUCCCGGACCAUCUCCAGGAUUGUCUGUCACCCCGAUUACAGUGGGUCCACCAACGACAACGACAUCUGCCUGCUGCAGCUCUCCUCGGCAGUCACCUUCACAGACUACAUCGCGCCCGUCUGCCUGGCCGCGGACGGAAGCACGUUCAACAGCGGCAUCAUCAACUGGGUCACUGGCUGGGGCACCACCUCGUCUGGAGGUUCAGCCGCGGACAUCCUCCAGGAAGUGGACCUGCCCAUAGUGGGCAACAGGGAGUGUGACUGCAGCUAUGGCCUAAUCACCAACAACAUGAUCUGCGCUGGAUUGUCGGCCGGAGGGAAGGACUCGUGUCAGGGUGACUCUGGUGGUCCUCUUGUAGGCAAACAGGGUGUGCAGUGGGUCCAGUCGGGAGUGGUGAGCUUUGGUCAAGGAUGUGCAUUGCCCAACUUCCCUGGAGUAUACGCCAGAGUAUCCGAAUAUCAGGAUUGGAUCAACGGUAUCAUCACCACCAACCAGCCCGGCUUCGUUGACUUUCAAUCCGCGGGAAUCAACAGCGACGCCACCUUCGACUGUGGCGACCCUCCAUCCGGCCCAGUCACCGCCUCACCGACCGCCAACGCACCGUUGACGUGCGGCAGCGCCCCCAUGAACACCCGCGACAGCAGGGGGCUGGUGCAGUCCGCCGGCGUGUGGCCCUGGAUCGCUAGCCUGCAGGUCAACGGCACGCACAUGUGCGGCGGCACCCUGGUGACUGCGGAUGCCGUCCUGAGCGACGCCUCGUGCUUCACCAUGUACCCCAAUGCCUCCUACUGGACGGUUGAGUUGGGCCGCCGGAAUCUGAACGGCCCCAACUCCUUCAACAUGACCCUGGGGGUGAAAUCCAUCACCCUCAGCAAUCUCACCGGAGACAACAUUGCCGUGCUCAUGCUGUCCAGUGCACCGAGGCUCUCGGACUACAUCCAGCCCAUUUGUCUGGACCAGGGGAUGGGCAGCUUCCUGAACAACACUGACUGUUGGAUGGCAGGCUGGGGAAUGGGCCAGGGAGGCGCCCAAGAAACCCUGCAGGAGUUCAACACCACGGUGGUGGGUUGUAGCAACACGUCAUCCAGUGACUACAUCUGCACCGAAGCGCUGACUGUGAGAAUGGGUGACGCCGGAGGCCCCCUGAUGUGCAAGAGCGGCAACUCUUGGACCCAAGUGGCCGGGCUUCCCAACGUCAUGGGCAACAGCAGCAUGGUGCGCUCAGAGAGAGCCGCCGACCAGUCCAUGUUCACCUCCACAACGCGAUUUGCUGGCUUCCUGAGGGAAACUCUGGGGAGUCUUCCGUCCCCCGUCCCCACCACCAGUCACGCGUCAGACGCACGCAUCUCCAUGUCCUACCUCCUCCUCCUCUCCUCCAUCUACCUCUUCUCUGCGCUGGUCUAGAGGCAGUGUGGCCUGGAAGGGCUCGACUCCGGUUUAUAUUCACGUUGUUUGGAUCUCAUGGAGGGAAGUAUGUGAUCAUGUAAAGAAACGAUCACACAGCGUCUUGUUGCUGGAGUCGGUGGAGUCUCAUCUUACACAUGAUAUAUAGUUUGUGUUGAUCAUAUUACCUUUUUGCUCUGCAUGUGAAGGUGCAGAGUUAUAAAUACAUAUCUCUUUUUGAUAUGUGCUUCUUAUUUUGUUUGGGGUUGGAAUUGUCUUUCGUUUAGCUAGCAAUGGUUAGGAGAGACUAAAGGUUGGGAAUGUAAUUACACUGGGGGUGUGUCAUAUGACCUUAACAAGCAGAAUAGUCAAUUUCAAAGUUUCAUUUUAAAAAUAAAUUCAGUUAAACAA